AUGAGCUGCAGUGAAAAGAAAAUAGCCUGCGUCAACUGUAGGAGUAGCAAAACCAAGUGCGUUGGAGGAGAUGCGCCAUCUUUCAGCGAUUCCAAUCUCUCCGCUGCCCAACUCGCCUGUGAGCGGUGCAGGAAGAGUGGAUUGGAAUGCAUAUGGCAAGCGAGUAAAAAGACGGGCAGGCCAUCAAAAACAACGGCAAAAGCAGUUACUUUGGAUAUGUUUGAAGCUUAUUCGAGGGGUGUUCCCCUAAUAGGCAGCGAGGAUGUUGAGCAGGUACACGAUCUAGUCUACUACGCUGCUUUGACAAUCUCUGAUAACUUCAAGGGCUUGGAUGUAAUUAGCGAUAGAGCAUCAAUGCUGUCACUCGCUGAGGAGGCCAUUCUAACACACAAAUGCGAUUUGCGUUCAAUCAUUGGCUUGAUAUACACUAUUCAUGACGAUUAUGGGGCUAAUAACACAGAAGCAGCUCAAUAUCAUUUGUCUUAUGUUUGCAGAGUAGCACUGGAGUUGGGUUUGAAUACAAGGUCACCUAGAAUAGACCCAUUCGACGACCCGUUGAGCUCAAUCUACGGCAGAAUUUGGUGGGAGAUAUAUCUGUUGGAUGUACUGCUUCAUUUGAGUACGAGUGGUCAGAUAGCUCGUCAAAUUAACUCUUUAACUAUUAUUGACAUUGAUGCCAAUUCAAUCGCAACAGACGUAACACUGCAGCAAGCAUACGAUGGGCGUAUUAAGUCCGCGCUGAUAUUGAGUGAAUCAACAAAAAUCGACGGCAGAUUAAACUUCGAGCGUGUCAGUGCACUCGACACGAUGAUUACAAACCAGCUCGCUCUCACACAGUCGUCAUACCACUCGGAUGAAAACUUUACAAUAAAGGAGCUCAACUUUACUUCUACAAUGAUGCUACUGGCUUCGCGUGUUCAUUUACACCGUCAGGCGUGGUUUGCUGACAUGACAUUCGAUUUCCAGUCGUGUUCGUUCAGGCAGAAGAUGAGCGAGAUGGAAAUGCUGCUUAACGACAUGUUCGUAAUGCCCAGUAGUGGGAAUUUGGACGCCAGCCUUUGUGCAAGUCUGCAUGCAAUCCGAGAAUCUUCCCAACAAAUGCUUCAUUGGAUAAGAGUCGAUGAGGUCUACCAGUCGCAGAGUGCAUCAACAACACCUCCACACUGGCCGUUCUACAGCUGUUGCCAACUCGUUGCCUCAUAUGGCCCUAUACUUGAGAUUGCAAUUCUGAACGCUAGCAGGAAUAGCGAGAAUGGCGUAUUGGAGACUGUCGCAGCACCGGAGAACGGUGUUUGGAAAACACGUGCGGCUCUGAGUAGCGUUGAUUUGACACAUGCUACUUUAGCGCGUUACAUGAAGGUGUGGAUGAUUGCGGGUGUAUAUCGCGAUGAAGUGGCUGUCUGUAGGGCUGUUGUUGACACCUGUGGACCUACUGGUUUUGGAAUGUAA
Messenger RNA from Wallemia ichthyophaga EXF-994, 1449 nucleotides. RefSeq lists its product as uncharacterized. Bases 1 to 1449 code for a protein of 482 amino acids. Gene Ontology annotation, biological process: regulation of DNA-templated transcription. The record is from RefSeq and is a predicted model, not a curated record. Gene Ontology annotation, molecular function: zinc ion binding; DNA-binding transcription factor activity, RNA polymerase II-specific. The transcript has 2 exons. NCBI's taxonomy places the organism in Eukaryota, Fungi, Basidiomycota, Wallemiomycetes, Wallemiales, Wallemiaceae.